CAUCGACCAAGCAACAACUUCCCGCCGAUUUCCGCCAGAUCUGAAUCAUGUCACCUACAACAACAACAAUACCAACAACGCCCGCAAGGACCUGCGCAUUCCCCGGACCUUGGGAUUGCCAUUGAAGCGAUACCGACAAACCUUUUUUCCCCCCACGCAAACCGACCGUUCCUCGUCUAGACAGCGGCCCGGCGCCGACGGAGUGACCCCCUCUCGCCUGAUCACAUGCCCGCCAUGCGGCUGGCAGCCGUCGCCGUUGGCCGGCUCUCUUGUCGCGCGCAACCGCCACCGUCACUCUCGACCGCAACAAGGCGGUGUUCCGGUCUUCUUUCACACCACCUUUUACGGACAUCGUCGAAACAACCGAUACGCCCUUCUUCUUGUUUUUCUACUGCAACCCGGUCAAUACCACGUGCCCCGCGACCACGACUAUCACAGACAUGGCAAAAGACAGGAGGAAGAGGAGGAGGAGCAGGGAAAGAAGGAGCAGGAUAUGGUCGGUAUUCUAGACCAAGGGUAAUGUUAUUGGCAAAAGCCGCCAAUGGCGUACUGGCGACCGCCGCCUUCGUGUCGCUCUCGGAGGAGGAUAAUACCGGGACGGAACUGACGAUGGAACAGCGGAUGCUUCAAGUGUCGCGGGAGGAGAUUGAGAAGAAGGUCGGGGAGGACGUCACGGGGCUCAAGAGAAUUGGCAAGAAGAUCGUCCUGUUUUUGGACUUCUACAUCUGGGAACCUCUAUGCACAGGCAUACGGUUCCUGAAACUGGUCGCCAUUUUCGCGCCGGUGAUCAUCACGGUACCAGUGAUCUGGUUCGGAGAGCGCCAGCCGGAUCGUGACGAUGAACGAUCAGGAACGCUGUGGUGGUAUGGGUUCUUGGUGCAGGCUAUGGAGUGGGCUGGUCCCGCCUUUAUCAAGCUUGGACAAUGGGCCGCCUCGCGAUCAGACAUAUUCCCCGACGAGAUGUGCAACAUCAUGUCGAAGCUGCACGACGACGCCCCGGCUCAUUCCCUCCAUGCUACAAAACGUAUCGUGGAGGCGGCAUUUAAUGGUCGCCACUUCGACGAGAUCUUUGAGGAAUUCGACGAGAAGCCUUUGGGUGUUGGUGCCAUCGCGCAGGUCUACAGGGCCAAGCUAAAACCAGACCUCACCAUGCCUGCUGAUGCUGACCUUUCCAGCUCGACUCAUCGGUUUGUCAAGAACGUUGGGACCGUUCUGAAGGCUACGCCAAAACGGGUCCCAUCGUCCCACGUCGCCAUCAAAGUGCUGCACCCUGGUGUCGAGCGGACUGUACGGCGCGAUCUCCGGAUCAUGCGAUUUUUUGCUUCCAUGAUCAAUGCGAUUCCUACCUUGGAGUGGCUCUCCCUCCCCGACGAGGUAGAUCAAUUCGGUGACAUGAUGAAGCUACAACUCGACCUGCGGAUCGAAGCCGCCAACCUCUCCCGGUUCCGCAAGAACUUCAAAGACCGAACAACCGCCUGGUUCCCCUACCCCUACACCGAGUUCAGCACUCGCAACAUUCUCGUCGAGGAGUUCGCCCACGGCGUCCCACUAGCGGACUUCAUGGCCAAUGGCGGCGGCGUCUUCCAGCACGACAUUGCUAGCGAAGGUCUCGACGCUUUCUUACGCAUGCUCCUCCUCGACAACUUUGUGCACGCCGACCUGCACCCGGGCAAUAUCAUGGUGCGCUUCUACGAGUCCGAGAAGCCCCCUCUCAGCCUGCACUGGGACAAGCCUAGUGACGCGAACCCGGCGGGCAAAAAUGGAGAUGUCACAGAGAAAGUCCUGUCACGCCUGUGGCCGUACAGAAAUAACAAGGAGCUGUGGAUCGCCGAGCUGGAGAAGAUUGACGAGGAAGGGUACCGCCCGCAGCUGAUUUUCAUCGAUACUGGUCUGGUAACGGAACUCAACGCUACCAACCGCCGCAACUUCCUCGACUUGUUCCGUGCCGUGGCCGAAUUCGACGGAUACAAAGCUGGCCACCUGAUGUGCGAGCGGUGCCGACAGCCGGAUGCGGUGCUCGAUAAAGAGGUGUUUGCGCUCAAGAUGGAGCAUCUCGUGCGGGACGUCAAAAACAAGACGCUGGCGCUAGGGAAUAUCAAGAUUGGCGAUAUCUUGGAGAAGGUGUUGAAUAUGGUGCGGCAACAUCACGUCAGGCUCGAAGGCGAUUUCGUCAAUGUGGUCAUUAGCAUCUUGCUGCUGGAGGGUAUCGGGCGUGCUUUGGAUCCUGAUGUGGAUCUGCUGAGCAGCUCGCUUCCUAUCUUGAGACAACUCGGUGCGCAGGGCGGCAAGGAUAUGUUGAUGGAGGGGGAUGUGCAUAUGAUGGCUGUUUGGCUGGGGUUGGAGGCCAGAAGGUUUAUGCAGGCUAGUAUCGAGGAUGUUGAACGGUGUGUCAAGUAUGAUUUGCUAUCGCCAAAUGUGUAAUGGAGGACAUGGGGAUUUGUAAUAAUCUAAUCAUGGUGUUCAUACCUACUUGGGCCGAGGAGACUGGCGUAAUGGAGAUUGAGAAAGGGAUGCAUCUAGACGGAGUUUUGCCAGAAAUGGAUGUUUGACGGAAUGGGUUUGUGAUGGUCUUUUCGUCGGGUUUUUUGUAGUGAUAUCCUCACCUUACCACUCAUACUAACAGCUUGCACAUGUAUUCCUUCGGGUUUCUGGGCCCUCGAAGAACAACGAUUUGAGUCGGUACCUUAACGCGGUUGCGCCUGUACACAACCAAAGUUGAGGACUCGAUGGAAACAGCGGACGACAGGAACUGACUGGAACAAAAACCGGGCAACGUUGAGAAU
Neurospora crassa OR74A is the source of this 2783-nucleotide messenger RNA. RefSeq names its product ubiquinone biosynthesis protein (gene stk-33). NCBI's taxonomy places the organism in Eukaryota, Fungi, Ascomycota, Sordariomycetes, Sordariales, Sordariaceae. Bases 226 to 2421 code for a protein of 731 amino acids. The transcript is spliced from 2 exons. Gene Ontology annotation, cellular component: mitochondrion. The record is from RefSeq and is a predicted model, not a curated record.